AUGAAUGGUCAUUAUUUCAAUGGUCUUGAUGAGUAUGAACUUGACAAUGAAGAAUCCAUACGUCCUAAAUGGAAAGAAACAAGGGAAUCUAAGAUUGGAUUGGAUUCCUAAAAGUUUUAACCCUUUCGCAAAGAAUUUCUACAUGUAUAAGAUUAAAUUAUGUGUUCUAAGACUAUUAAUGAUAAUCAUAAGAUGACAGAAGAAAGAAUUGAAGCUUUUUAUAGAGAAAAAGAAGUUAUUAUAAAAACAUUUGAAAAUUAAAAAGUUCCUCCUCCAUUUUUAAGUUGGGCAUCAGCCUGUUUCCCAUCUCCUAUAUUAAAAUCAAUAGAAUAAUUAUAAUUUAAGAGUCCUACGAUAAUUCAAUCUGUUGGUAAUUUAAUAAUUUAAUUAUUUAAUUUAAGUAUUUCCAAUAAUUUUGGCUGGAUAUGAUGUAAUAGGAAUUGCAUAGACAGGAUCAGGAAAGACUAUUGCAUAUUUAUUACCAGGAUUAAUUUAAAUUACAAGUUAAAAAAAAGAAGAAUAAAACAAUACUUAAAAAUAAAAUGGACCAUAAAUGUUAAUUUUAGUACCAACUAGAGAACUAGCUAUCCAAAUAGAAUCAGAAAUAUAAUUAUUUACAUAAAAUUAUCGGUUAAAAACACUUUGUGUUUAUGGUGGAAUCAAUAAUAGAAAAAAUCAAUUUUAUAAUUUAGGAAGAUCUCCAAAUAUCUUAGUAGCUACUCCAGGAAGACUUUUAGACUUUUUAAGAGAAAGAGCUACUACUUUAGCUGAUGUGAGUUAUCUAGUAAUUGAUGAAGCAGAUAGACUAUUAGAAAUGGGUUUUGAAGAUACAAUUAGAGAUAUUGCGCAAUAAAUUAGAUUAGAUAGGUAGACUGUAUUUUUUUCAGCUACUUGGCCCAGGGCUGUAAAAGAUUUAGCAUUUGAUUUUUGUUAAUAGAGCCCAAUUUAUGUUUAAAUUGGAAAAUCUAAUUUAACAAUAAAUAAAAAUAUUGAUUAAGAAAUUAUUUGUCUAUUUUCGAGAGACAAGCUAUAAAAACUACUUGAUAUUCUAGAUACUUUAAAAAUAUCAGAUAAAGUUCUCAUUUUUUCAGAAUAGAAGCAUAGGUGUGAAUAAUUGUCUAUUGAUAUGGCUGAUAGAGGAUAUUACACAAUAGCUUUGCACGGUGAUAAGACAUAACCUUAGAGAGAAGAAAUAAUGAAGGCCUUUCGUAGUGGUUACACUCGUCUAUUAUGUGCAACAGAUUUAGCAUCUAGAGGAUUAGAUGUAACUGAUAUUACUGUUGUAAUUAAUUAUGAUUUUCCAAAAUAUUUUGAUGAUUACAUUCAUCGUAUAGGAAGAACUGGAAGAGGAGAAAAGAAAGGAAAGUCUUUUAGUUUUUUGACAUAUGAUAGAGAUGAACCCAAGAUGGCCAGGGAACUAUUGAAAUUGGCUUAAGUAGCUAAUGUUAAAUAUGAUGAAUCUACUUUAAAAAAUUUUGCAAUUGGAAUAUGUAAGAAUAUUAAAAAAUUUAGUUCCUUAAAUGCGUAAUGAUUUUGAAUUUGAUAGAUUUAAAUAAUAAUAAAGAAAUAAUAAUUAAAGAGGUAAUGUUGGAUUUUCAAAACAUUCAUAAGAAUAAUAUCAUAUUGAUCACUAGAUAUCUAAGUAAAAAAGUUAUAUAAUUAAAAUAUAGAUAUCAAUUAGACAAUAGAAGUUCUGUAACUGAAAAUAAUUAUUCAAAAUUUUCAAGUUGUUAUAAUUAACAAGAUGAUGCAUAAAAUGGAGAUAAUAAUUAGUAAUAAUAUUAAUUAAUUAAAUAGCAAUUUUAGAUUUAAUGAGAAUUACUAAGAUUAAAGUUAAUAAUCAAAUAGAGAUUAAUUUUAAGGUAGAAAUUAAUGGAAAGAUUAUGGAAAUCAAAAGGAUUAUUAGUAUGAGAAUGAGGAACAUAGAUCCUAAAAUUAUUAUCAAAAAGGGGAUAAGAAAUAAUUUUAUGGAAAAUAAGAGAGAAUAGAUAAUAGAUAAAUGAGAUAAGAAUAAUCAUUUGAUUAGAAUAAUAAAUUUAGUAAUGAUCAAAAAGAUAGAUUCUAUGAAAAUGAUAAGUAAUAGAGGUAGUUUAGAUAAUAAGGAUAAGAUUGGUCUUAAGGAUUUGAUGAAUAACAAAGAUAAAUUGGUAAGGAUAGUAGAUAAGAAUAUGAAAAGGAUAAAUAAUUUACAUCAAAUAGAUAAGAUAGACCAAAAUGGCAAUAAUUUCAAGGGAAUUAAGAUGGAAAUUAUAGAUAAGAUAGAUAUGAUAGAUAAAAUAAAAAAUAAUAAUAUGAUGAUCGAGAAUAUUAAUAAUAGGAUGAUGAUAUAAGGUUCUUGAAUAAUAGAUAAGAAAAACCAUAUAGAUAAUGGGAUAGAUAAGAUCCAUCAAAUAGAGAUAAUAGAAGAGUAAAUAUUCCUGACUAGGAUAAUGAUGGAUAUGAAAACAGUCAAUAAUAAUAUCAAUCUAAAAUUCCCCAUGAAAACCAUUCAUUUAGGUGGGAGAACUAAAAAAAUCAGAAAUAAUAGGAUUAGUGGAAUAAUAAUAAUAAAAGACAACCAUAAUAAUAAACAAGAUUUGCUGGAGUUUAAAGUAAUUCUAGAAAUUAUGAUAACUAAAGGGAUGAUUUUAAGAAUUCUAGAUAUGAAGAAUGCAAAAGACAAUAUACAAAUUAGGUUGAUGAAAGGAAUAUUUAAGAAUGGAAGAAUAAAUAGCUAGAGAAUAAUGAUAUAAAUAAAAAUUAACAGGAUUAUGAUAGACAAAAUUUAUUUAAUAAUAAUUUUGGUUCCUAGGUAGAAGACAAUAAAAGAAAUUAAAAAUAUAAUAAUAGAUCUUAUAUUUAAGAGAGACAAGAGGAUGGUAGAUCUCAACAAUUUAUAAAUAAUGAUUCAUUUAACCAUCAUAAUUAAAAUUAAGUAAGAAAUUAUUGGGAUUAAAAUGAAAAAAGAAGAUUUGAUAAUUUUAGAGAUACUAGAUAGUCCAAUAAUUAAUAAUUUGAUUAAUACAUUAAUUAAAGAAAAUAAAAUGAUAAUAGAUUAUAUAGAAAUUAAAUAGAUUAAAAUGGUAAUGAGGAUAAUAAAUUUAAAUCACAUAGAAAUACUUAAAGUUUGGAAAGAAAUGAUUAAGUAAGAUUUUAUAAUUCAAAACAAAUUACUAGAAAUACUGUUAAAAAUGAUGAUUAAAUAAAUGUUGGCUAGUAAUAAACAUAAGUACCAAAUAAUAUUUUGAGAAAUAAUAAUAAUAAUAAAGAGUCAUAAAACACUUAAGAAAGAAUUAUAGAUAAUUAAUAAAUUGAAAAAUAGAUUCAGAAUUUAGAUGAGAAUAAGAAAUAAUCAUCAAAAAUUAUUGAUAAGCAAUAAGGAAUGGAAGAGAUUAAUGAACUUUAAGAAUAUAAUUUUAAUUAUGAUCCAAAUAAAUCAUCAUCUAAUGAUGGUGAAAUUGAAGAAGAUAAUAAUAUUGAUGAUUAUGAUAAAAUUGUAUAAGAUGACAAUUAAAAUGUUCAUUAAAGUGUUAACAAUGAAGCUCAUAAUAUUGCGUUAUAAUAAAUACCAAAAACAAUUGAUCAAUUACCAAUAGCAAUCAUACCAUAACAAUAAGAAAUAAAGGAUGAUACCAAAUAAAUAACAUGUAAUAUUAAUGAAAAGGAAGAGGAUAAAAUAGAAGAAGAUUCUGAUAAUGAAUAUGAUUUUACAAGAUUCAGUAGAACUCUUGAAUUGGAAAGAAAUUUAUAAUUUGAAGUUACUUAGUAGUAAUAAUUUUAUUUAUUAAAAGAUAAUAAGCUAAUAAUAAUAGAGUAAUUGCAAAAGAAGAAGAACUAUAAAUAGACUAGAAAUAAGAAUGA
Paramecium pentaurelia is the source of this 3840-nucleotide messenger RNA. The record is from the annotation of a GenBank genome assembly. NCBI's taxonomy places the organism in Eukaryota, Ciliophora, Oligohymenophorea, Peniculida, Parameciidae.